Messenger RNA from Anoplopoma fimbria (sablefish), 4588 nucleotides. RefSeq names its product contactin associated protein 2b (gene cntnap2b). The transcript is spliced from 25 exons. Bases 223 to 4176 code for a protein of 1317 amino acids. The record is from RefSeq and is a predicted model, not a curated record. NCBI's taxonomy places the organism in Eukaryota, Metazoa, Chordata, Actinopteri, Perciformes, Anoplopomatidae.
UUGGGCAGGCUGGUGAGAGAGAGAGAGAGAGAGAGAGAGAGAGAGAGAGAGAGAGAGAGAGGAUAAAGAACAGACCAAACGCACAGAGCGCAGCGGGCGGAGGGCCGUGGCUUGUUUUUUCCUUCGCCGUCGGAACAACGGGCAGCCGAGCGGAGGGAACACCGCGCUGAGACCCGCCUGGAGCCGCUUCAUUGUCUCGGACGGUGCGGAUCUUCUGUGAGGAUGUCUUAUCUGACCGUGCUGCUGCUGCUGCUGCUGGUGGUCCUGUGUAGCAUCACAAGCACCUCCAGCGCUGCAUCCUCAGCAUCCCGAAAGUGUGAGGACAGCUUGGCCACUCCUCUCCCCUACAGCUCCUUCACCAGUUCAUCAGUGUUUGCCCGAGGAUGUGGAGCAGGUUAUGCCAAACUCAAUCGGAAACAAGGUUCUGGAGGCUGGACCCCCUUGGAUACAGAUCGUUACCAGUGGUUACAGGUGGACCUGGGUUCUAGGAAGCAGGUGGUUGCUAUAGUAACACAGGGUCGCUAUGGUAGCUCUGAUUGGACUAGCAAGUAUCGGCUGCUUUACAGCGACACGCAGAAAAACUGGAGGCCUUAUCUACAGGAUGGAAACAUCUGGACAUUUGAGGGGAAUGUGAAUAGUGAAGGUGUCGUUCGCCAUGAGCUGCAGCACGCUAUCCUGGCUCACUACAUCCGCUUCAUCCCAGUGGACUGGAGCAGGGAGGGACGCAUUGGAGUACGCCUGGAGCUGUACGGCUGCUCAUAUUGGGCAGAUGUGAUCAGUUUUGACGGCCUUGGUGUCAUCUCCUACCGCUUCAGGAGUAAGAAGAUAAAGAUUGCGAAGGAUGUCAUCACUCUAAAGUUUAGAAGCACAGCUGGAGAUGGGGUCCUGCUCCAUGGAGAGGGACAGCAGGGAGACUACAUUUCCCUGGAGCUCAGCAGGGCAAGACUGCAGCUCAGCAUCAACUUAGGCAGCGACCAGUACGGUUCCAUUCAGGGUCACACCUCUGUGACCAGUGGGAGCUUACUGGAUGAUGACCACUGGCACUCUGUUGUCAUACAGCGGUACCGAAGGAAUGUCAACUUCACUCUGGACCAUCACACUCAGCAGUUCAGGACCAAUGGGGAGUUUGACCACCUGGACCUGGACUAUGAGAUCAAUUUUGGAGGGCUGCCUGUAUCAGCGAAGCCAAGCUCAGGAGGCAGAGGGAACUUUGUGGGCUGCAUGGAGGGAAUCACCUACAACGGAGACAACAUCACUAACCUGGUCCGCAGGAAGAAGGUGGACACCUCCAGCUUUCGUAACCUGACAUUUUCGUGUGCUGAGUCCAACUCCUUCUCCGUCUUCUUCAACUCUACGUCCUUCCUGCGGCUGCCGGGUCAGAGUGACAGCGACACCCUGUCAGUCAGCUUGUCUUUCAGGACGUGGAAUCCCAACGGGCUGCUGAUGUUCACGCCGCUGGCUGACGGCUGGGUGGAGGUGGGACUGACGGAGGGCAAGGUCACGGUCUACAUGAAUGUGACGCAAAAGAAGAACACACGUAUUGACAUUUCAUCAGGUUCCGGUUUGAACGAUGGCCAGUGGCACAGUGUCCAUCUGAAUGCAUUGGAGAACUAUGCUAUGCUGACAGUGGAUGGAGACGAGGCCUCCACAGUGAGAACAGCCAUCCCCAUACAGAUUCAGACAGGAGGAACCUACUACUUUGGAGGUAACUUCCUGCAGACCAACACCCGAUCAUUUCAGCGCUCAUUCCAGGGAUGCAUGCAGAUGAUCCACAUAGAUGACCAUCUAGCAGACCUCAGGGCUUUGGAGCAGGGCCUCAUUGGCACCUUUGAAAAUAUCAGCCUGGAUAUGUGUGCCAUUAUAGACAGGUGUGUUCCUAAUCACUGUGAGCAUGGAGGUCGCUGUUCUCAGACGUGGGAUACAUUCAGCUGCAACUGUAGCGGCACUGGAUAUACAGGAGCUACCUGCCAUACAUCGAUGUAUCAGCAGUCCUGUGAGGAGUAUAAGCACCAGGGGAAGAGUUCAGGGAGCUACUGGAUUGACCCAGACGGCAGUGGAUCCAUCAGCCCCUUCAGAGUCAGCUGUGACAUGACAGAGGGAAAGGUUUGGACCACGCUAAAGAACAACCUGUCUCCUCAGACAUCAGUCAGCAGAGCAGACCAGGAGGGGAAGGCAGUUCUGCAGAUCACUUACAAUGUGACUGAUGAACAGGUGUUGUCAGUCACCAGCAGUGCAGAGUACUGUGACCAGUAUGUAGCCUACGCCUGCCGAAUGUCCCGUCUGCUCAACACUCCUGAUGGCGUCCCGUUUACCUGGUGGGUAGGAAGAGCUAAUGAGAGGCAUUCUUACUGGGGGGGGUCAGGACCAGGCAUACAGAAGUGCUCCUGUGGUAUCGAACACAACUGUACUGACCCCAAACGCUUCUGCAACUGUGACGCUGACCUACGCGCCUGGAGGGAGGAUGCAGGCCUGCUGGUGUAUAAGGACCAUCUGCCAGUCAGUCAGGUCGUGGUUGGUGAUACAAGCCGAGCUGGAUCGGAGGCCAAACUGACAAUAGGGCCACUCAAAUGCAAGGGGGACCGGAACUUCUGGAACGCGGCGUCCUUCACCAGCCCGGCCUCCUACCUCCACUUCCCUUCCUUCAGAGGAGAAACCAGCACUGACAUCUCCUUCUACUUUAAGACUUCGUCCACUCAUGGCGUCUUCCUGGAGAACUUGGGAACCACUGACUUCCUUCACAUUGAGCUCAGAGGAGGCACGAUGGUCCUCUUCUCUUUUGAUGUGGGCAGCGAGCGAGUGGAGCUCAGUGUCCGCUCGCCGGUUCCACUGAACGACGACCAAUGGCAUCGAGUGGAGGCUGAAAAGAACAUCAAGGAAGCAGUGCUGCAGCUUAAUGGACUGUACAAAGAGGUCAGACCCACGCCCCCACAGGGACACACCAAACUGGAGUUCUACAGUGAGCUUUAUGUUGGUGCCUCGAGUGGUCAGAGGGGUUUUCUGGGCUGCAUGCGGGCUCUGAAGAUAAAUGGUUUGACCUUUGACCUGGAGGAGAGGGCACAGGUAACCCCAGGGGUGAAUCCGGGCUGCCAGGGCCACUGCAGCAGCUUCGGGAUGCACUGCAGGAAUGGAGGGAAGUGUGUAGAGCUGUACAACAGAUACUCCUGUGACUGUUCCCUCACUGCCUACGAUGGACCCUUCUGCACUGAUGAUGUAGGUGGCUACUUCGAGACAGGAACACUGGUGCGAUAUGACUUCCUGCCAGAAGGGGGCCCUGUUGUGUUGCAGGAGGUGAAGAGCAAAUCAGGUGUUGGUGUUCCUAGUGAAUCCAACCUGACACAAGAGGAGCUGGUGUUCAGCUUCAGCACCUCCAGUGCUCCCUGCAUCCUGGUCUACAUCAGCUCCAGAACUCAGGACUACCUAGCUGUGGUGCUCAGACACAACGGCACUCUCCAGAUCCGCUACAGUCUUGGUGGGCUAACAGAGCCUUACACCAUAGAUGUUGACCAUCGUAACCUGGCCAACGGGCAGCCUCACUCUGUCAACAUCACCAGGAACUUAAGGGAGAUCAGACUCCAGCUGGACCACUACUCAGUGUCCACAUACACACUCCCUGAGGCCUCUGACACCCAGUUCAACUUGGUCAAAAGUAUCUUUCUUGGAAAGGUAUUUGAAACGGGACAGAUUGACUCCAUCCUAAUCGAGCGCUACAACACGCCAGGCUUUGUUGGCUGUCUGUCAAGAGUUCAGUUGAACAGUGUGGCUCCGUUGAAAGCGGCGCUGCGUUCAGGCCUGGCUGCACCCGUCAGCACCCAUGGGAUUCUGGUCCCAUCCAACUGUGGAGCCUCUCCCUUGACCAUCUCCCCCAUGGCUUCAGCUAGUGACCCCUGGCACAUAGAAGCAGCUGGAGCUGUUUUCCCCUUUAAUGAGGACAAGGCCGGUGGUGAUGGAGUGGAUCGCAACUCUGCCAUAGUUGGAGGUAUCAUUUCCAUGGUGAUCUUCACUGUCCUCUGCAUUAUGGUGUUUGUGAUCCGUCACAUGUUUCGUCAUAAAGGCUCCUACCACACCAAUGAGGCCAAGGGAGCCGAGUCAGCAGACUGUGCUGACGCAGCAAUCAUCGUCAAUGACCCGGCCUUCACCGAAACCAUCGACGAGAGCAAGAAGGAGUGGUUUAUCUGAACCCCUCUCAACAACAUGGACUCAUGACGUUAGGAUGUAUGUAGUUUUCUAAGCUUAGGGAGUAGUAGUGAGGUCACUGCCUGUGGAACCUCGAGGAUGUGCCCAGUGGUUUAUUAAAAACUUUAUGGACAACAGACAACCAUGGGAUUACAGCGUGGGGUUUAAAGCACAGGGCACAGUGCUGCCUGGCAGAGCUUGUGUGGAAAUGUGGAGCAUUUUAUUUUAACUUUAUUUACAAUGAACACUGGGACAGGAUGACAGCCUUCAGAUGAUGUAGAGAACGGUGACAUGAAGUUGUAGGCUUUAGAUGAGUGAGUGUGUUAUUUAGCUUUUAUUUAAGCAUUCAUUUAUAUAUUUUUACAUUUUAUUUAUUUUUACAUUUUAUUUAUUUUAUUUAACAUUCAUGUAUUUA